Amphimedon queenslandica is the source of this 9373-nucleotide messenger RNA. Its product is annotated as deleted in malignant brain tumors 1 protein-like. Gene Ontology annotation, molecular function: protein binding. NCBI's taxonomy places the organism in Eukaryota, Metazoa, Porifera, Demospongiae, Haplosclerida, Niphatidae. Bases 28 to 9210 code for a protein of 3060 amino acids. The transcript has 47 exons. The record is from RefSeq and is a predicted model, not a curated record. Gene Ontology annotation, cellular component: membrane.
AGCGUCUCUUGUCACAGAGCUUGCAAUAUGGGGCAAAGUGGCUGGAGUAUCUUUCUGAUUGCAAUCUCAAUUCUGUGGAUAGUAAAUGCACAGAGUUGUAAUCAUAGUGACAUUCGUCUUGUUGGUGGAUCUAAUGCUAAUGAAGGAAGAGUUGAAGUGUGCAUUAAUGGAGCAUGGGGUACUGUAUGUGAUGAUCUCUGGGGGGCACCCGAUGCUGCUGUUGUAUGUAACCAGUUAGGGAUUGAUGGGACUUCCAUUGCUCGUACUAAUGCUUAUUUUGGUGCUGGUACUGGCCCUAUUAACAUGGACAAUGUUCAGUGUACUGGAAAUGAAGGAUUCCUUGUCAACUGUACUUACUUAUCUACUCAUAACUGUGCACAUUUUGAAGAUGCUGGUGUUACUUGUGGUGGAACUCCUCAGUGUAAUAAUUCAGACAUUCGUCUUGUUGGUGGAUCUAAUGAUAAUGAAGGAAGAGUUGAAGUGUGUCAGUUUUAUCAAUGGGGUACUGUUUGUGAUGACUCUUGGGGUUUUCCUGAUGCACAAGUAGCUUGUAGGCAGUUAGGAUUGCCUUCUUCUGGUGCUGUUGCUUAUGGUAGUGCAUAUUUUGGUCAGGGUUCUGGUGCCAUUGCUCUUGAUGACAUGCAGUGUACAGGAAAUGAAUCGAGUCUAUUCAAUUGUACAUAUAAUCCAAACCACAACUGUGUACACUUUGAAGAUGCUGGUGUAUUGUGUCAGAGUGCCAGUUGCAAUAGCACUGCUGUCAGAUUAGUAAAUGGUCUUAAUGAUACUGAGGGUAGAGUAGAGGUGUGUCUCAAUGGAGCCUGGGGUACAGUUUGUGAUGACUUCUGGAGUACCAAUGAUGCCGUUGUAGUCUGUAAUCAGCUUGGAUACAAUGGAUCACUAGCUGCAGCAAUAGGUAAUGCUUACUUUGGUCUGGGAACUGGUCCCAUUAAUAUGGACGAUGUGUUCUGUUCUGGUACUGAGUCACAACUAACUGAUUGCAGUUAUUCUGCAAUACAUAACUGUGGUCAUUCUGAAGAUGCAAGUGUCAUCUGUGUACCAAGAACUGCCAAUUGUACUGAUGGUGAAGUGAGACUUGUUGGUGGACAGAAUUAUACUGAAGGACGUGUUGAGAUAUGCUUGAAUGGAGAAUGGGGCACUGCCUGUGAUGAUCUGUGGGGAAACGAAGAAGCUCAAGUUGUUUGUCGACAGCUUGGAUUUCCUCAUGAAGGCUCCAUUGCUCAUGGUAGUGCUACUUAUGGACGUGGUAUUGGUCCAAUUCACUUAGAUGAUGUACAGUGUACUGGCAGUGAGAGCAGUCUCCUCUCUUGUUCUUAUGCAGCAAUCGAUAACUGUGGUCAUUCUGAAGAUGCUGGUGUUCAAUGCUUAGGACAAGGAACUGAGUGUACUCAUGGUUCAGUGAGAUUAGUUGGUGGAUCAAAUGCUACUGAAGGAAGAGUUGAAGUGUGUAUUAAUGGUUUCUGGGGUACUGUCUGUGAUGAUUCAUGGGGUACUCCUGAUGCUAGAGUUGUAUGUAAUCAGUUAGGAUAUGCAUCAAGUGGUGCACAAGCACUGUCCUUUGCAGCAUUUGGUGCUGGCAGUGGUCGUAUCAACAUGGAUGAUGUCCAGUGUACUGGUACUGAAGCAUUCCUAGUCAACUGUACCUACAACCCAGACCAUAAUUGUGCUCACUUUGAGGAUGCAUCAGUUCGUUGCUCAGAAGCCGAAUGUAAUGAAACUGAUGUUCGCCUUGUUGGAGGAUCAAAUUACACUGAAGGAAGAGUCGAAGUGUGUGUUGGUGGAAGGUGGGGCACUGUAUGUGAUGACUCCUGGGGUAAUGAGGAUGCUAGAGUAGUCUGUAGACAACUGGGAUAUGAAUGGGAAGGUGCUAUUGCAUAUAGUUUUGCUCACUUUGGUCAAGGAUCAGGUCCAAUCAACUUAGAUGAUGUCCAGUGUACUGGAAAUGAGUUACUUAUAACUGACUGUCCAUAUAACCCAAAUCACAAUUGUAAUCACUUUGAAGAUGCUGGAGUCACAUGUGCAGCUUCUCCAAAUGAGUGCAAUCACACUGACAUUCGUCUUGUUGGUGGAUCUAAUGCUACUGAAGGAAGAGUUGAAGUAUGUCUCUUUGGAGCAUGGGGUACUGUCUGUGAUGAUUUCUGGGGAGCUCCUGAUGCUGCAGUUGUAUGUAGACAGUUAGGAAUUAGUGGAAGUUCUAUUGCUCGUACUAAUGCUUAUUUUGGUGCUGGUACUGGUCCUAUUAACAUGGACAAUGUUCAGUGUACUGGAAAUGAAGAAUUCCUUGUCAACUGUACUUACUUGUCUACUCAUAACUGUGGCCAUUCUGAAGAUGCUGGUGUUACUUGUGGUGUACAACCUGACUGUAAUCAUAGUGACAUUCGUCUUGUUGGUGGAUCCAAUGCUAAUGAAGGAAGAGUUGAAGUGUGUAUUAAUGGUUUUUGGGGUACUGUCUGUGAUGAUCUCUGGGGAUCUGCUGAUGCUGCAGUUGUGUGUAAUCAGUUAGGAAUUAAUGGAACUUCCAUUGCUCGUACUAGUGCCUAUUUUGGUGCUGGUACUGGUCCUAUUAACAUGGACAAUGUUCAGUGUACUGGAAAUGAAGGAUUCCUUGUCAACUGUACAUAUCUAUCUAUUCAUAACUGUGGCCAUUUUGAAGAUGCUGGUGUUACUUGUGGUGUACAGCCUGAAUGUAAUAACACUGACAUUCGUCUUGUUGGUGGAUCUAAUGCUAAUGAAGGAAGAGUUGAAGUUUGUAGUAAUGGAGCAUGGGGUACUGUCUGUGAUGACUCUUGGGGUUUUCCUGAUGCACAAGUAGCUUGUAGGCAGUUAGGAUUGCCUUCUUCUGGUGCUGUUGCUUAUGGUAGUGCAUAUUUUGGUCAGGGUUCUGGUGCCAUUGUUCUUGAUGACAUGCAGUGUACAGGAAAUGAAGCUAGCCUAUUCAAUUGUACUUAUAAUCCAAACCACAACUGUGUACACUUUGAAGAUGCUGGUGUCAUGUGUCAGAGUGCCAGUUGCAAUAGCACUGCUGUCAGAUUAGUGAAUGGUCUUAAUGAUACUGAGGGUAGAGUAGAGGUAUGUCUCAAUGGAGCCUGGGGUACAGUUUGUGAUGACUUCUGGAGUACCAAUGAUGCUAUUGUAGUCUGUAAUCAGCUUGGAUACAAUGGAUCACUAGCUGCAGCAAUAGGUAAUGCUUACUUUGGUCUGGGCACUGGUCCCAUUAAUAUGGACAAUGUGUUCUGCUCUGGUACUGAGUCACAACUAACUGAUUGCAGCUACUCUGCAAUACAUAACUGUGGUCAUUCUGAAGAUGCAAGUGUCAUCUGUGUACCAAGAACUGCCAAUUGUACUGAUGGUGAAGUGAGACUUGUUGGUGGACAGAAUUAUACUGAAGGACGUGUUGAGAUAUGCUUGAAUGGAGAAUGGGGCACUGCCUGUGAUGAUCUGUGGGGAAAUGAAGAAGCUCAAGUUGUUUGUCGACAGCUUGGAUUUCCUCAUGAAGGCUCCAUUGCUCAUAGUAGUGCUACUUAUGGCCAGGGUAUUGGUCCAAUUCACUUAGAUGAUGUACAGUGUACUGGCAGUGAGAGCAGUCUCCUUGCUUGUUCUUAUGCAGCAAUUGAUAACUGUGGUCAUUCUGAAGAUGCUGGUGUUCAAUGCUUAGGACAAGGAACUGAGUGUACUCAUGGUUCAGUGAGAUUAGUUGGUGGAUCAAAUGCUACAGAAGGAAGAGUUGAAGUGUGUAUUAAUGGUUUCUGGGGUACUGUCUGUGAUGAUUCAUGGGGUACUCCUGAUGCUAGAGUUGUAUGUAAUCAGUUAGGAUAUGCAUCAAGUGGUGCACAAGCACUGUCCUUUGCAGCAUUUGGUGCUGGCAGUGGUCGUAUCAACAUGGAUGAUGUCCAGUGUACUGGUACUGAAGCAUUCCUAGUCAACUGUACCUACAACCCAGACCAUAAUUGUGCUCACUUUGAGGAUGCAUCAGUUCGUUGCUCAGAAGCCGAAUGUAAUGAAACUGACAUUCGCCUUGUUGGAGGAUCAAAUUACACUGAAGGAAGAGUCGAAGUGUGUGUUGGUGGAAGGUGGGGCACUAUAUGUGAUGACUCCUGGGGUAAUGAGGAUGCUAGAGUAGUCUGUAGACAACUGGGAUAUGAAUGGGAAGGUGCUAUUGCAUAUAGUUUUGCUCACUUUGGUCAAGGAUCAGGUCCAAUCAACUUAGAUGAUGUCCAGUGUACUGGAAACGAGUUACUUAUAACUGACUGUCCAUAUAAUCCAAAUCACAAUUGUAAUCACUUUGAAGAUGCUGGAGUCACAUGUGCAGCUGCUCCAAAUGAGUGCAAUCACACUGACAUUCGUCUUGUUGGUGGAUCAAAUGCUACUGAAGGAAGAGUUGAAGUGUGUAUUAAUGGAGCAUGGGGUACUGUCUGUGAUGAUCUCUGGGGGGCUCCUGAUGCUGCUGUUGUCUGUAGACAGUUAGGAAUUAGUGGAAAUGCUAUUGCUCGUACUAAUGCUUAUUUUGGUGCUGGUACUGGUCCUAUUAACAUGGACAAUGUUCAGUGUACUGGAAAUGAAGGAUUCCUUGUCAACUGUUCUUANUUAUCAAGUCAUAAUUGUAUCCAUUCUGAAGAUGCUGGUGUUACUUGUGGCAUACAACCAUCCUGUAAUCAUGGUGACAUUCGUCUUGUUGGUGGAUCUAAUGAUAAUGAAGGAAGAGUUGAAGUGUGUAUUAAUGGAGUAUGGGGUACUGUCUGUGAUGAUAUUUGGGAUUCAUAUGAUGCCACUGUUGUUUGUAAUCAAUUAGGGAUUAAUGGAUUGGCCACUGCUCGUACUAAUGCUUAUUUUGGUGCUGGUACUGGUCCUAUUAACAUGGACAAUGUUCAGUGUACUGGAAAUGAAGGAUUCCUUGUCAACUGUACUUACUUAUCUACUCACAACUGUAUUCAUCAAGAAGAUGCUGGUGUUACUUGUGGUGGUGUGUUUCAGUGUAAUAAUAGUGAUAUACGUCUUGUUGGAAGUGAUUCACUAACUGAAGGAAGAGUUGAAGUGUGUGUUAAUGGAGCAUGGGGUACUGUCUGUGAUGAUUUCUGGGACUAUCGUGAUGCACAAGUUGCCUGUAAGCAAUUGGGACUUCCAUUCACAGGUGCCGUGGCUUAUGGUAGUGCUUUUUAUGGACAAGGAACUGGUCCUAUAGUACUUGAUAAUGUAGGGUGUGCAGGAACUGAAGGGAGCCUGUUCAAUUGUACAUACCUAGCAAACCACAACUGUGUUCACUUUGAAGAUGCUGGUGUCAUGUGUCAGAGUGCCAGUUGCAAUAGUACUGCUGUCAGAUUAGUUAAUGGUCUUUCUGAGACUGAGGGUAGAGUAGAGGUGUGUCUCAAUGGAGCCUGGGGUACAGUUUGUGAUGACUUCUGGAGUACCAAUGAUGCUGUUGUAGUCUGUAAUCAGCUUGGAUACAAUGGAUCACUAGCUAUAGCAGUAGGUAAUGCUUACUUUGGUCUGGGUACUGGUCCCAUUAAUAUGGACAAUGUGUUCUGUACUGGUACUGAGUCACAACUAACCAAUUGCUUUCACCUUACAACACAUAACUGCAUUCAUUCUGAAGAUGCCAGUGUUAUCUGUGCCCCACAAACUGCUAACUGCUCUGAAGGAGAGAUAAGACUUGUUGGUGGUCAGAAUAAUACUGAAGGACGUGUUGAGAUAUGCUUGAAUGGACAAUGGGGCACAGUUUGUCACGAUCUCUGGGAUAACACUGAUGCACAAGUUGUUUGUAGACAGCUUGGUUUCUCCACAGAUGGUGCACUUGCAAAUUCUAAUGCUCAAUUUGGUCAAGGUACUGGUAAUAUCCAUUUAGAUAAUGUUCAAUGUAAUGGAUCUGAAUCAAGCUUGCUGGCUUGCUCCUAUGCCUCGGUUGAUAAUUGCGUUCAUGCUCAAGAUGCUGGUGUGCAAUGUGGAUUUGGAAAUGAGUGUGUAGAAGGCCAAGUGAAGCUAGUUGGUGGUCUGGUAGCAACUGAAGGAAGAAUUGAAGUAUGCAUUGGUGGCUAUUGGGGCACUGUCUGUGAUGAUUUCUGGACAUAUGAAGAUGCUUCAGUUGUUUGUAGACAACUAGGUUUUGAAUAUGCUGGUGCACAAGCUCUAACAUUCGCUGCUUUUGGAGUUGGCAGUGGUCCUAUUUAUUUAGAUGAUGUGCAGUGUAUAGGAAAUGAGACAGGGCUCCUUAACUGUACUUACAAUCCCAACCACAACUGUAUUCACUAUGAAGAUGCAGCGGUUCGUUGUGCAGCUGCUGAAUGUAAUGAAACUGACGUUCGUCUUGUCGGAGGAUCAAAUUACACUGAAGGAAGAGUUGAAGUGUGCCUUGGUGGAAGAUGGGGCACUGUAUGUGAUGACUUCUGGGGAGUGACUGAUGCUAGAGUAGUCUGUAGACAACUGGGAUAUGAAUGGGAAGGUUCCUAUGCUUAUAGUUUCUCAUACUUUGGUCAAGGCUCUGGUCCAAUUGUGAUGGAUAAUCUGCAGUGCACUGGAUCUGAAAGUGCUCUCACUGAUUGUCCUUUUGAUCCUGACGUCAGCGACUGUACUCAUCUUGAAGACUCUGGUGUCAUGUGCCUACCUAGCCCAAGGGAGUGUAAUGAGAGUGACAUUAGGCUAGUAGGAGGUGCCAAUGCUACUGAAGGAAGAGUUGAGGUGUGCAUAUUUGGUGAAUGGGGUACUGUCUGUGAUGACUUGUGGAGUAUACAAGAUGCUGUUGUUGUCUGUGCACAAUUAGGCUAUCCAACUGCAUCUGCUCAAGCUAGAGGUAAUGCCUACUUUGGUCAAGGCACUGGACGUAUCAACAUGGACAAUGUUCAGUGUACAGGCUCUGAAGAUCAGCUCACUUCUUGCACGUUUUUGGCUGACCAUAACUGCAUCCAUUCGGAGGAUGCCGGUGUCAUAUGUGGAGAGGCUGAGUGUGAGAAGGGAGAUAUUAGACUUGUUAGCGGUUCCACUCCUUACGAAGGACUUGUUCAAGUUUGCUAUAAUGGAAUAUGGGGAACUGUCUGUGACGAUUACUGGAGCACUCUUGAUGCUAUGGUUGUCUGUGGGCAGCUUGGAUACAGCACAAUGAAUGCAUUGGCAUAUUCUAACUCAUACUUUGGUUCGGUGACUGGUCCUAUUAAUCUUGAUGAUGUCCAGUGCUCUGGAAAUGAAGAAAGUCUAUUAGAUUGCCCCUUCAAUCCACAGCAUAAUUGCUUGCACUCGGAAGAUGCUGGAGUAAUGUGCUUGGAGCUAUCACCAUCUGUUAGCCCUACUGUUGCUCCACUAGGUUCAUGUGGAUUGGCUGGUUUUACUGAAUGUUGUAACACUAGUGUUGCUCCUAACUGCUUUGGAGAGACACAGAACUGCUACUGUGAUUACACUUGCUAUGAGUUUGGUGACUGCUGCGAUGAUAUCGCUGACAUUGGCUGCACAGUGGUUGGACCAACACCUACUCCGAAUGCAGGAUCCUGUGUAUCAUUAGGCUUUAAUGGGUGCUGUAGUCUCAGUAAUUAUCCAAGCUGUAUUGGGAGUGAUGGCAUAUGCUUUUGUGAUAUAUCCUGUUACCUUUUUGGUGACUGCUGUUCAGACAUUCAGAACAUUGGAUGCUAUGCCACUACCAGUAUUCCGACUUCCACUAGUGCAGCAGCUGGAUUCUCCACUUCCUCUCUAGCAACUAUGACCACUUCAGCUGUAUCACCAACAACCAUAGCACCAUCUACUGUAACUAGUGGAAUUACUUCAACUCUGUUAGUUACAACCACUUCUGCAGCACAGUCCAGCACUCCACAGCCAUCAACUACUCCUGUACAAAGUAGCACUGCUCAAUCCUCUACUCCAUUGCAGUCAAGCACUCAACAGCCAUCAUCUACUCCUGUACAAAGCAGUACUGCUCAAUCUUCCACUCCUGUACAAAGCAGUACUCCACAACCAUCAUCUACUCCUGUACAAAGCAGUACUGCUCAAUCUUCCACUCCUGUACAAAGCAGUACUCCACAACCAUCUUCUACUCCUGUACAAAGCAGUACUGCUCAAUCUUCUACUCCUGUACAGAGUAGUACUCCACAGCAACCAUCUUCUACUCCUGUACAAACCAGCACUGCCCAGUCUUCUAGCUCCAUACAAACUGGCACUUCAUCUUCUACUACUCUCCAACCUUCAACAGCAGCCACAGUGCCAACAUCAGUUCUUACUAGGAGCUCAUCUAUACAGAGCACUCCUGUUCAAACAACUUCAAUACAACCAUCAUCUACUCCAGGGCCAACAGCAACUCCUGGACCAGUUCAGAAUAUUAGUGUUACCAUUAAUAAUGAUAAUUCAGCUACCGUCACAUGGAUAUUACCACAGCAAGGUGCUCAAUUUAUUUCCAGCUAUGAUGUACAAGUUACUAGCACUGGAAAUGGAAUUAGCUUCAAUAAAACUGUGUACGCAACAGGAAUUCGUAGUGCUACUUUUGACUCUCUCACUCCAUAUGUUCCAUACAUUGCUACUAUAACUCCGUUUAACACAGUUGGAAGGGGGACUCCACAAACAAGUGAUCUUUUCUUUACAGCACAAGGAGCACCAUCUAUUGGCCCUGCUAAUGUAGUACUGACCAGAGUGUCUGACACUAGCAUUAAUGUAACGUGGACUCCACUCACACUAUCUCAAGCUAGAGGAGAAAUCACUUUUUAUCAAGUCACCUAUGAGCCAGUUGAUAGAGCAGACAGUCCAGUGUCCUUCAAUGUAUCUGGUAGUACCAGCUCUGCUGUACUGAAUAACCUAAGAGAUACUAGUAAAUACAGAGUUAGUGUUGCUGCUUUUACCGAAAUUGGUAUUGGACCAGCUACAACUGUUUCAGAGACUAGUCCUACUGCUGAAACAUCAGCCAACAAUGCCGGGGCAAUAGCAGGGAGUAUCAUUAUAGUAUUAGUUGUUGUUGCUGUACUGGCUAUUGUUGCUAUCCUUGUUGUGGUAUUCAUUCGAAGGUACAACCAUGGAAAAUUCUCUCCUAGUACAGAUCAUGACCUUCAGACUUUGACAGACAAGGGUGAGCUUGGAGUAGGCGGAGAUACUUAUCGUGAGCUUUCUGAUGACGUAUCUCAUUCUUAUGUGAGCCAAAGAGAAAUAGCAAAGGCGCAAGAAGCUGCUAAUGCUAAUCUUGAUGAUAAGGAAAAGCUUUUGAUAAAUGAUGAGACUUAUGAACUGUAGAAGAAAAAGCAUAAUUUUUUUAUAGAGCAUGACAGACAUACAUGUGCUAAAGCUUUAUAUUUUAUCUCUUGCUAUAUUACAUAGAUAUAUAUUGUUUUUAUGCCAUUAAGUAAAAUGCUAUUUUUAUAUUUUGUCAUUUAAAAUAGUGGAAAGAAACAAAAAA